AUGCAAUGCAAUGAGUUGAAGAGGAAGACAGCUAUCUUUAAAGAGAUCCAAUUGAUGCAAUGGGUGGACGAAAAGGGAUCGGUCAUCACCAAAGGGACCCAGUACCACAGGAGGGUGAGGCCAGACGGCAAACUCAUCGACACCAACUUCACCUACACCUUCACGCCCACACGGCACCACAAUGGGCGGACUCUUACCUGCCAGGUGUUUAGCCCAGCGCUGAACACCGCCCUGACGACCGAGGCUGUAAUUAGGGUGAAAUAUCCCCCUUACGUGCAACUAGUUUUCUCGCCGACCAAGUUAAAGGAGGGAGAGGAGGCCUUCGUCACGUGCAAAGUGGACGCCAACCCCAACAACGUGACUUACCGCUGGUUUCGCGAGGGCAAGGAGGUGCUGGGCGUCGCGGGAGCCACCAUGCCCUUGGGUGUCCUGUCGAGGAGUAACCAGUCGGCCACGAUAGCCUGCGAGGUCACCAACGCCCUGGGCACGGCGAGGAAGACGGACCAGCUCAAUAUUCUUUACCCGCCCAUGUUCCUAGCGGAGCCCAGCAGCGUGUCGGGUGAGAUCGGGAACAUGGUGACGAUGAAGUGUCGGGUGGACGCGAAUCCCGUGGCCGAGAUUUACUGGUCGAGGCUCCGGGACAACGAGCUGGUCGGCAAAGGCGAGGAACUGACCAUCGAAGCCUCCAAAGCCACCGCGGGCGUGUACGUGUGCUCCGCCCGCAGCGAGACCUUCCCUCCCCUGGACGCCCAACUUCACCUGAGGCUCCGAGGCCCUCCGAGGAUCAAGACGCCCGCGGUGUUGGUGGUGCGGGAGGGACAGAAUGCGGUGUUGAGGUGCUCCGUGGUGUCCGUGCCCCACCCGGUGUCGCUCGCGUGGGAGAAGGGCGGCGUGAGUCUGAGUCCGGACGGCGACUGGGAAGUGAAGGAGGACCAGAGAGCUGACGGCGUCGUCUCCACGCUGACGAUCUUCAACGUCUCGCAGGAUGACUACGCGUCCUACAACUGCACGGUCAUCAACGAGUACGGCGUCGGGACACAGCAGGUCAUCCUCCAGAGACCACCCCUCAUCCCCUUCAUGGUCAUCGUCGGCGGCGGUGGCGGGUCGUGCUCGUCGUCAUCCUCGUCAUCUUCUUCAUCUUGUGCGGAUGCCGGCCGAAGGAGCGGAAGGAGAAGGCUGCCGACGCCCCCGAGAAAGGCGCCUUCGCCAACGGCAUCAGCGGCAAGCACCACGAGAGCCAAGACGUCAACGGAGGAGGAGGCAUCGAGCUCGCCAAGACGGAGAAGGUGCUGCCGAACCUCAUCCCGGCGGACGCUCGCUCCACGGGCAAGGACUCGGACAACAAGGAAGAGAGGUCGAGAGCCAACUCGUCCCUGUCUGAUGGCGAGCGAGAGUCCGACAGCGGCUGGGAGAAGAAUAGCACUAAUUGUUCGGGUAAACGGGUCUUAACCCCUUCAUUGGGUCGUGCACACUACACCUCAGCGACCACAGUGUUCCCCCCUCCCGAUGACGACUACAUGCCUUACGUGGACUACACCCGGGACUACCUCCGAGUCCCCGUGAGUCCCACUGACUCCAGCACCCACUUCCAGAUCGGAGGUCCGUACAGCUGCUACACGCCGGCCAGCGACCAGCCCUCG
Messenger RNA from Penaeus vannamei (Pacific white shrimp), 1640 nucleotides. Lineage: Eukaryota; Metazoa; Arthropoda; Malacostraca; Decapoda; Penaeidae. The record is from RefSeq and is a predicted model, not a curated record.